Carica papaya (papaya) is the source of this 1749-nucleotide messenger RNA. RefSeq lists its product as uncharacterized. The record is from RefSeq and is a predicted model, not a curated record. NCBI's taxonomy places the organism in Eukaryota, Viridiplantae, Streptophyta, Magnoliopsida, Brassicales, Caricaceae. Gene Ontology annotation, cellular component: chloroplast.
UCCUCUCCACCCCUCCCACCCUUCGUCUUCCUCCACUAAUAAAAAAUAACUCACCUCUCCAUUUUCCUCUCUACUUUGUUGUCACCCACCUCUCUAAUUGAUUCCUUUCCUUGUUUCCAUCUCAUCUCUCUCUAGACUUUCUCUGUCCUCCUUUUUCUCUCAGUCGUCUCUCUGCCUUGUCGCUGCAAAAGGUUUUCUUUCUUACGAGAAGAAUGGAGUACUUCUUUAGAGGCCUAAACGAGGAUUCAAUGCCCUCUCAGUCUGACCUUCUCAGAUGCCCAUUUUUGAGGAACAUUAAUGAGCCGACUAAUUUUUCUUUCUCAUCAUCCUUGGCCUUUCCCAUGCCUGUGCGAGCUGCCAAAGGACCAAUUUUUGAAGAUGGACCUAAUUUCGACAUGGCAUUCAGGCUUUUCCAUGGGCGUGAUGGAGUUGUCCCACUCUCUGAAAGAUCAUUAAAGCAUGCUGAGAAAGUAGAGCCUGUGCCUGCCCCACCCCAGUUCAAUCCUUUAGCGGCAAGAGCAGCCACCAUAAGUCUCUCAUCCUUUGGACCUGGAGGCCCCUUUGGCUUUGAUUUAUUUGCAGGAAAGUGGAAGGAUCUAAAUAAAAAAUCAGAAUCAUCCAAGAAAGAGACUUCUUCACAGGGAGGAAAUUCGAAGCACGAAUCUAUGAGCAAUGAGUGGCUACAAAAUGGUAAUUGUCCAAUUGCAAAGUCAUAUCGAGCAGUUAGUGGUGUGCUGCCACUUGUUGCAAAGGUUUUUCAGCCUCCACCAGGUAUGAAGCUGAGAUGCCCACCAGCAAUAGUUGCAGCCAGAGCAGCAUUAGCACGAACUGCUUUUGCAAAGAAUCUUCGCCCUCAACCAUUGCCGGCAAAAGUACUCGUGAUUGGGGUGCUGGGGAUGGCUGCAAAUAUUCCUCUAGGGAUAUGGAGGGAACACACCAAAAAAUUUUCACCAUCCUGGUUUGCAGCUGUCCAUGCAGCUGUUCCAUUCAUAGGAAUGCUUAGGAAGUCAGUGUUGAUGCCAAAGACCGCAAUGGCUUUCACCAUAGCAGCAUCUAUUCUAGGACAGGUGAUUGGAUCUAGGGCAGAGCGAUACCGUCUGAAGGCAGUCACUGCAAAAAAGUUGGCUAUUGAGGAAAACCUAGCUGGCAUGGCAAGUAAUUUGGAGGUCAUUGCAGUUAAAGGUGGAUCCUGCAGCAAACAAGUGCAGUGGGACCCUCUUUCUCUUCAAGUGGCUGGGUCGUCUUCAUCAGCGGACGUGUUUUGCUGAGUUUUCUACCAUUCUCAUCAUCUCUGAUGAUCCCUACAAAGGUAUAAUUCAUCAUUUGUUCGACAGAGUUGUUUUGUUUCAUAUGCCAUAUGUGUCCCUUGUAUCGAUUGAGGGAAUAAAAGAGAUACAGAUAGAGAAUGGUGUAUGUUUUAUUUAUGUAAUGAGUUGUUAUUUGUGAAUGAAGUCUCUUCUAAGUUUGCCUUACUGUAAUUUUUAAGGAAUAAAUGGGUUGGAAAUUGUGAAAGUUUCAUAAAUGGAAAAUCAAGUGGUUAGAAGGAAAGUAGGAGCAACUACUUGAUUUCCAUGUAUUGUACUCAACAAAGACGGCUUGGCUUUUGGCAUGUAGUAGCAGUAGUUGUUGAAAGAGUCCCAAAGUGCUUUUCUUCCUUUUUUUGGGAAUCUGUCUCUGGAGCUGGUCAAACCUAAUGCAUGCUGGAUACCAAAUUAAUAAAUGUUUGGUACAACUGUGUUUCUCUAUAAA